AAACCAAAACAAAAAAAAAAACCUUGAGAGUUUCAUUUGAGCGUUGAAUAAACAUGGGCUCCGAAACAACCAACAAAUCUUAUCCUCUUCAUUUUGUUCUCUUCCCUUUCAUGGCUCAAGGCCACAUGAUUCCCAUGGUCGAUAUUGCAAGGCUCUUGGCUCAGCGCGGCGUGACCAUAACAAUCAUCACGACGCCUCACAAUGCAGGGAGGUUCAAGAACGUCCUAAGCCGUGCCAUUGAGUCUGGCUUGCCCAUCAACAUAGUGCAUGUGAAGUUUCCAUAUCAAGAAGCUGGUUUGCCAGAAGGGAAAGAGAAUCUAGAUUCUCUUGACUCGAUGGAGCUGAUGAUUCCUUUCCUUAAAGCGGUUAACAUGCUCGAAGAACCAGUCCAGAAGCUCAUAGAAGAGAUGAGCCCUCGACCAAGCUGUCUUAUUUCCGAUAUGUGUUUGCCUUACACAAGCAAAAUCUCCAAGAAGUUCAAUAUACCAAAGAUCGUCUUCCAUGGCAUGUGUUGCUUUUGUCUUCUGUGUAUGCAUAUUUUACACAAUAGCCUUGAGAUCUUGGAAAAUUUAGAGUCUGAUAAGGAGUCUUUCAUCGUUCCUUAUUUUCCUGAUAGAGUUGAAUUCACAAGACCUCAAGUUCCCGUGGAAACAUAUGUGCCUCAAGGAGAGUUGAAAGAAUUGGGGGAUGAUAUAAUAGAAGCGGAUAAGACAUCUUAUGGUGUGAUAGUCAACACGUUUCAAGAGCUCGAGCCAGCGUAUGUCAAAGACUUCAAGGAGGCAAGGUCAGGUAAAGCAUGGUCUAUUGGACCCGUUGCCUUGUGCAACAAGGUGGGAGCAGACAAAGCUGAGAGGGGAAACAAGUCGGACAUUGAUCAAAACGAGUGUCUUAAAUGGCUUGAUUCUAAAGAAGAAGGGUCAGUGUUAUAUGUUUGCCUUGGAAGUAUUUGCAAUCUUCCUCUGUCUCAGCUCAAGGAGCUCGGGCUAGGCCUAGAAGAAUCCAAUAGACCUUUCAUUUGGGUCAUAAGAAGUUGGGAGAAAUACAAAGAGUUAGAUGAGUGGAUCUUGGAGAGUAGAUUUGAAGAAAGAAUCAAAGACAAGGGACUUCUCAUCAAAGGAUGGGCUCCUCAAAUGAUUAUUCUUUCACAUCCUUCUGUUGGAGGGUUCUUAACGCAUUGUGGUUGGAACUCAACUCUUGAGGGGAUAACCUCUGGUCUACCGCUGCUCACAUGGCCGCUAUUUGCAGACCAAUUCUGCAACGAGAAACUGGUCGUGCAGGUACUAAAAGCUGGUGUAAGAGCCGGGGUUGAGCAGCCUAUGAAAUGGGGAGAAGAAGAGAAAAUAGGAGUAUUGGUGGAUAAAGAAGGUGUGAAGAAGGCCGUGGAAGAAUUAUUGGGUGAUAGUGAUGAAGCUAAGGAGAGAAGAAGAAGAGCCAGAGAGCUUGGAGAAUUAGCUCACAAGGCUGUGGAAGAAGGAGGCUCUUCUCAUUCUAACAUCACAUUACUCUUACAAGACAUAAUGCAACUAGCACAAUCCAAUAAUUGAUUACGUCAUUAUAAAAGUAAUAUUAAUGUUGAAACAGUUUUUCAUUAACUUUGCUUAUUAGAGAAUCUGAAGUCUCUGAGCCUUCAAUCACGUGGACGAAUCAGUCGAAGAUAAGUCAUUGACAA
Molecule: messenger RNA, 1669 nt
Organism: Eutrema salsugineum
Lineage: Eukaryota; Viridiplantae; Streptophyta; Magnoliopsida; Brassicales; Brassicaceae
Product: UDP-glycosyltransferase 73C5
Exons: 1
Coding region: 54-1544 (496 amino acids)
Molecular function (GO): UDP-glycosyltransferase activity
Source: RefSeq, a predicted model, not a curated record